Molecule: messenger RNA, 3702 nt
Organism: Penicillium chermesinum
Lineage: Eukaryota; Fungi; Ascomycota; Eurotiomycetes; Eurotiales; Aspergillaceae
Product: DNA-directed RNA polymerase I core subunit RPA135
Exons: 3
Coding region: 1-3702 (1233 amino acids)
Biological process (GO): DNA-templated transcription
Cellular component (GO): RNA polymerase I complex; nucleus
Molecular function (GO): DNA binding; ribonucleoside binding; DNA-directed RNA polymerase activity
Source: RefSeq, a predicted model, not a curated record
AUGGCACCCGCUCCCACCAACACCGACUGGUCGGUCGAAUUUGACACCAAAAGAAGAGACCAUCUUUUCAGGAACCCACCAAAGGACCACACUGCGUUUCCCUCCCUGGCAGAGUCCAUUAAGCCCCAUGUCGACUCGUUCAAUGCGAUUUUCGAAGACAGCAAAAUUCUCCAGGCUGCACUGAAGGACAUUGGCACGAAGACUUUCCUCGAUGGCGACAUUGAGACAGCGGAGCAGAGAAAGCUCCGGAUUGCAGAGGGACGCCGACCUCCCAGACGGAACCGACUCAAUGUCCGCGUGAGAGAAGUCUUCCUCGACAAGCCUACCCUUCCUCCAACCAACAAAUACAGCACCAAGAACCGUGAAAUCUACCCUUCGGAAUGCCGUGAGCGGCAUGCGACCUACCGUGGCAAGCUUCGUGCACGACUCGAAUACCAGGUCAACAACGGGGACUGGAUGGAAUCAAUCCGUGAGCUCGGCCAAGUCCCUAUCAUGGUCCGCACCAACCGGUGCCACCUAGAGAAGGCCUCCCCCGAGGAGCUCGUCAACCAUAAGGAGGAGUCAGAGGAGCUGGGAGGUUACUUUAUCGUCAAUGGUAACGAAAAGCUCAUUCGAAUGCUGAUCGUCGGCAAGCGGAACUAUCCAAUGUCCAUCAUCCGUGGUUCUUUCGUCAAGCGGGGUCAAACCUACACCAAGUUCGGUGUCCAAAUACGAUCUGUUCGACCGGACCAAACCUCGCAAACCAAUGUCCUGCACUACUUGUCUGACGGGAACGUUACCUUCCGUUUCUCAUGGCGCAAGAACGAGUUCCUGGUCCCCGUGAUGAUGAUUCUCAAGGCGCUCGUGGAGACCAACGACCGAGAAAUCUUCGAGAGCAUUGUCGGCGGCGCCACAUCAAAUGGAAUGAAGAACACUUUCGUCACUGACCGUGUCGAACUUCUGCUACGAACCUACCAGGCCUACGGUAAGCACAGCAAGUCCGACUGCCGCUCUCACCUGGGCAAGUCUUUCCGCCCUGUGCUCGGCGUGCCGGCAGAUAUGUCGGACUAUGACUGCGGGACCGAGUUCCUGCGCAAGGUCGUGCUCCCGCACCUGGGAAAUUACAAUGUCACUGAGACUCAGGACUACGACAAGUUCAAGAUGAUCAUUUUCAUGAUCCGCAAGCUGUAUGCCCUGGUUGCUGGGGACUGUGCUCCCGACAACCCGGAUGCGGUUUCUAACCAGGAAAUCCUGCUCGGUGGGUUCCUAUACGGAAUGAUCUUGAAAGAGCGUAUUGAAGAAUGGCUGCGAUCAUUCGGUCCUAUUGCCCGGGACUGGUCUAUCCGCAACAACGGAGCGACCUUCACCGACCCGACAUUCGAGCGCGAUUUCUUGUCAAAGAUUGUCAAGCGCUCCAAUGAAAACAUUGGUAAUGCGCUCGAAUAUUUCCUCUCCACCGGUAACUUGGUCAGUCCCACUGGUUUGGAUUUGCAACAGACCUCGGGUUAUACCGUUAUGGCCGAGAAGAUCAACUUCUACCGUUUCAUCUCUCACUUCCGCAUGAUUCACCGUGGUAGUUUCUUCGCACAACUGAAGACCACCACUGUCCGAAAACUGCUCCCCGAGAGUUGGGGGGUUCUUGUGUCCUGUCCAUACUCCGGAUGGUUCUCCGUGUGGUCUGUGUCUCACAUUCCCAAGGUCCUGGUCCAGCUUGGUGUGCAGUCCACGUCCUCUGUGGCUUUGAAUGAUAGUGUCGUUGUGCAGCUGGAUGGUCGUAUCAUUGGCUUCUGCUCUCCUCAGCAAGCCCUCAAGAUCCACGAUACGCUGCGUUACUGGAAGGUUGCGGGCAAGAACAACAUCCCCCGCGACCUGGAGAUUGGUUAUAUCCCCAACACCAACGGUGGACAGUACCCUGGUAUCUACAUGUUCUCACAAUCCGCAAGAAUGUACCGCCCCGUCAAACACCUUGCCCUGGACAAGACCGAUUUCGUUGGACCAUUCGAGCAGCCUUUCAUGGAAAUCGCUUGUGUGGAGUCCGACCUGGUUCCUGGCGUUUCUACCCACAUCGAGUUCACCCCCACCAAUAUGCUCUCCAUCGUGGCCAACAUGACCCCAUUCUCCAACUACAACCAGUCGCCCCGUAACAUGUACCAAUGUCAAAUGAGCAAGCAGACAAUGGGUACCCCGGGCACAUCCAUCGCCUUCCGUACCGACAACAAGCUGUACCGUCUGCAGACCGGUCAGACGCCCAUUGUUCGUCCUCCACUCUAUAACGCCUACGGUCUGGACAACUUCCCCAACGGCAUGAACGCCAUUGUCGCCAUUAUCUCUUACACCGGUUAUGACAUGGACGACGCUAUGAUCAUCAACAAAUCCGCCCACGAGCGCGGGUUCGGUCACGGAACCAUCUACAAGACCAAGAUCCACUCUCUCGCCGAAAAGGAGCGCCGCAAGUCCCGCCGCGAAAUCACGAAGCUCUUCGGUUUCGCCCCAGGCGACGAAGUCCGCGGUGACGUGCGCAACCUGAUCGACGAAGACGGCCUCCCCCACAUCGGCAUCCGGGUGAAGGAGGGCGACAAGAUCGCUGCUUUCCACAACGUCCGCUACGACGCUGCCUCGGACACCUACGUCAAUGUCGACGGGAUCACCCAUUACCUCAAGUACAAGGAUGCCGAAGUUGGCUACAUCGAGAGCAUCCGCAUCAUGGGCUCAGAGAACGGAAACGAGCCUAUUCAGAACAUCAGCGUCAAGUACCGUAUUCCCCGUAAGCCGAUCAUCGGUGACAAGUUCUCCUCCCGUCACGGGCAGAAGGGUGUGUGCUCGCAGCUGUGGCCCGCAGUCGACAUGCCCUUCUCCGAGAGUGGCAUGCAGCCCGACCUGAUUAUCAACCCUCACGCUUUCCCAUCCCGAAUGACAAUCGCCCAAAUGAUCGAAUCCAUGGCCGGCAAAUCUGGCGCUCUCCACGGUCACCCCCAAGACUCCACCCCCUUCCAAUUCUCCGAAGAGAACACCGCCACCGACUACUUCGGCCACCAGCUCCGCAAAGCAGGCUACAACUACUACGGCAAUGAGCCCCUGUACUCCGGCAUCACGGGCCGCGAGUUCGCCGCCGACAUCUACAUGGGUGUCGUCUACUACCAGCGUCUGCGUCACAUGGUGAACGACAAGUUCCAGGUGCGAACCACCGGCCCCGUCAAUGCGUUGACCGGGCAGCCCGUCAAGGGUCGUGCAAAGGGUGGUGGUAUCCGUGUGGGUGAGAUGGAGCGCGACUCGCUUAUUGCUCACGGUGCAGCCUAUCUGCUGCAGGACCGGUUGAUGAAUUGCUCUGAUUCCCAGCUUGCGUGGAUCUGUCGGGAGUGUGGCUCGUUCUUGUCUACACAGGUGGCGGUUGCGGGCUCGGGCUCGGGCUCGCGCGCUCGUGCGGCUAUUAAUCCUGGUGCUGUUGCGGCCGCGGCGAAGGCGGCGCCGAAUCAGCAGGCGCCUGGCGGUGCGGCGUCCGUGGGUGGGGCGCUGGGUGGACAGGCUGGUAUUGUGAGGUGUCGUCGGUGCGCCCGUCAGGCUACAUUCAAUGAUUCGAGGGCGGAGGCUUGGGAGGAUGGUACUGGGUUGCGGUAUGUUGGGGGUGAUAAUGUUACUGUUGUUGCGGUGCCGGGUGUGCUCAGGUAUCUGGAUGUUGAGUUGGCGGCGAUGGGCAUCAGGAUGAAGUUUAAGAUUGACAACUAG